This is a messenger RNA of Papilio polytes (common Mormon), 525 nucleotides long. Its product is annotated as troponin C, isoform 2-like. Bases 1 to 459 code for a protein of 152 amino acids. Gene Ontology annotation, molecular function: enzyme regulator activity; calcium ion binding. NCBI's taxonomy places the organism in Eukaryota, Metazoa, Arthropoda, Insecta, Lepidoptera, Papilionidae. The transcript has 5 exons. The record is from RefSeq and is a predicted model, not a curated record.
AUGGCUGGGUCGACUUCGACCGGACUUUCGCUGAAGGUGCUGCGACGCGCAUUCAGCAUGUUCGACUCAAGCAAGCAGGGCCGCAUUGAGAAGGAGAAGGUUCGCACCAUCCUUAACACAAUGGUGCACAGCUACGACGACAAUGAGCUCGACCAGAUAUUAGACAACGAAGACAUCGAUGGCUCAGGAAAGCUCAACUUCGACUCUUUUGUACGAGUUGCAACCCACUUCUUGGAUGAGGAUGAUGAAGCUCUGCAGAAAGAACUUAAAGAAGCUUUCAGGCUUUACGAUAAAGAAGGUAACGGAUACAUCCCGACAUCGAGUUUGCGCGAGAUCCUAGCCGCACUAGAUGACCAGCUGACUCCGGACCAGCUCAACGAAAUGAUCGCAGAAAUUGACACCGAUGCUUCUGGAACUGUUGACUUUGACGAGUUCAUGGAAAUGAUGACUGGCGAUUAAGAAACAAAUGAAUACAGAGAAAUAUGAAAAAAAUAUUUAUAAAAAAGUUUCUAGUCAUGCAAUAAA